AUGUUUCUCAGAGCCUUCCAGCACGUCGCUCCCCGCAUUUCAGCUCGUACGUUUACCACCACGCGUGUUUCUGCCAAUGUUAUCCAGGACCUUUACCUGCGCGAGCUAAAGAGUGCUAAAUUGCAACCUAUCACAGCCAAGGACGCAGAGGGCAGCGUCAAGCCUUGGGCUGCGCCCAAGGCUCCCUCUGCACCUGCGGUUGAGGCUCAGGGUGCUGAUGCGCUACAAGCGUACGCGCAAGAGGACGUCGAAGUCGCGCAACCCAAGCAGGAAUCCAGCACCGACGCGGCUGAACAAGACUGGCUCGUGCUAGAGGAAGCCGAGGACGACCACCAGGGCCACCAUUGA
Molecule: messenger RNA, 348 nt
Organism: Lachancea mirantina
Lineage: Eukaryota; Fungi; Ascomycota; Saccharomycetes; Saccharomycetales; Saccharomycetaceae
Source: the annotation of a GenBank genome assembly